Molecule: messenger RNA, 1023 nt
Organism: Oreochromis aureus
Lineage: Eukaryota; Metazoa; Chordata; Actinopteri; Cichliformes; Cichlidae
Product: zinc finger protein RFP-like
Exons: 3
Coding region: 1-1023 (340 amino acids)
Molecular function (GO): zinc ion binding
Source: RefSeq, a predicted model, not a curated record
AUGUUCAAGACAAGACCUGAACUCCAUGUCAACACCUUCAUCUCUGAGGUGGUCGCUCAGUUCAAAUGUGAAGUUCAGCAGAAAGCCAGCAGCAGCAGCUCAGAGCAACAAGCUGCCAAACCAGGAGAAGUUCCCUGUGACAUCUGCACUGGAACCAGACUGAAGGCACUGAAGUCCUGCCUGGUGUGUCAGGAGUCCUACUGUCAGACUCACCUGGAGCCUCAUUUGACAAAGAAAGGCCUCAAAAAACAUCAGCUGAUUGAGGCUGUGGAGAACCUGGAGGGCAGGAUGUGUAAGAAGCACGAUAAACCUCUGGAGCUGUUCUGUAAGAACGACCAGACAUGUGUCUGCGUGCUCUGCUCUGUUUUAGACCACAAGAACCACGAGUUUGUUCCUCUGAGAGAAGAAUAUGAAGGAAAGAAGGCAGAGCUGGAGAAGACAGAGGUUGAAAUUCAGCAGAUGAUCCAGAAGAGACGACUGAAGAUUCAGCAGGUCAAAGAGUCAGAGCUCAUAAAGGAGAUUGAAGACAAACAGGAAACUACAGAGAAACAGGCUGAAGGUCUCAUCAAAGAUCUGGAACAGGAAAUCUCUGAGCUGAAGAAGAGAAGCUCUGAGGACUGGACAGAGGUCAGCAUCCGUCCACCAUCAUAUGAGGGGACUGUGGUGAGAGCUGUGGAUCAGCUGGAGGAGACACUCAGGAAACUCAUGAAGAAGAAGCUGCCUGAGGCUACAGAGCUGAAGAAGGUCCAGCAGUAUGCAGUGGAUGUGACUCUGGAUCCUAAUACAGCAUAUCCUUAUCUCAUCCUGUCUGAUGAUGGAAAACAAGUGUAUCAUAGUGAUGUGAAGAAGAAACUUCCUGACAACCCAGAGAGAUUUACACGUUAUUGUAAUAUUUUAGGAAAGCAAAGUUUCUCUUCAGGCAGAUUUUACUUUGAGGUUCAGGUUAAAGGAAAGACAAAAUGGGAUUUAGGAGUGGCCAGAGAGUCGAUCAACAGGAAGGGAAAAGGGGUUUGUGGAUUAUGA